AUGAAAAAUUCAGUUUUAGGAAAUCCCGCGCUUACCCUCGCCACUACUCAACUUCUCAGCGAACAAGCGCGAUUAGCUGCAUUAACCUCAAUUCCAUCAUCGUGUGCAACAGAUGGCUCUUGUGAUCCUCAAGCUGGUGAAUUCAAUAUAUUUCAGGAUGCUGUAAAUGUCCUUGCAACGAGAACUACCACCUCAUCCUAUAAAACUUCUACAGAUGCCAACUCUGUGCUGUCAUCAUUCAUCUCCAAGCUCCUUGCUGAUUCCUCUAAUGAAGGAAAGAAUGGACUGAACAGAGCGAAGCCCUCAUCGUCAUCUGCCACGUCGUCAUUGACAAGCGCCUCGAUGUCAGUUUCAAAUACUCCAAAGCCCACCGUUAUCAGCCCGUCAGAAUCCACUAAUGGUGUUAUUCUUCAACAAGAAAGCACUUGCGAUUUAACGCCUGAAAAUCAUGGGAAUGCGCGUAAGGGACAAAUAUUGGAUUUAUGUAUGGAACAACCUUUGAAGAAGCUAAGCAAGGGUCAAAGUCCAACGCUUCUGAACUCACUAUCGCUUACUUCGCGACCUGUUAAUCAGUGGAGUACAGCGGAUGUGGAUGCUUCUACCUCAAAUGUACAAAACUCACGUCCAGAAAUAGACGACUUGGAAAGUUUUGCGCAGCAUUUCAAAAAACAACGCAUCAAAUUGGGUUUGUGGAGCUUAAGCUACACUCAAGGUGACGUUGGGCUCGCGUUAGGCCGAAAGUAUGGCACGGACUUUUCCCAAACUACCAUCUCUCGGUUUGAGGUUGGUUGUGUUGAGUCGUCAAAUAGGUUUUUUCCAAAUAUAAAACUACAAAUUGGUGCAAAAAUCUGGCGGCAGUGGUCUUGGCCACUUCGUCUCCCUUCCGUAUCCCUUUUGUCAGGAUUUAUCGUGUGA
Messenger RNA from Strongylus vulgaris, 915 nucleotides. The record is from the annotation of a GenBank genome assembly. NCBI's taxonomy places the organism in Eukaryota, Metazoa, Nematoda, Chromadorea, Rhabditida, Strongylidae.